Messenger RNA from Cheilinus undulatus (humphead wrasse), 2143 nucleotides. It is a transcript of the gene trip13, whose product is annotated as thyroid hormone receptor interactor 13. Lineage: Eukaryota; Metazoa; Chordata; Actinopteri; Labriformes; Labridae. Gene Ontology annotation, biological process: meiotic recombination checkpoint signaling; reciprocal meiotic recombination. The record is from RefSeq and is a predicted model, not a curated record. Gene Ontology annotation, cellular component: chromosome; nucleus. The coding region runs from base 153 to 1424 and encodes 423 amino acids. The transcript is spliced from 14 exons. Gene Ontology annotation, molecular function: ATP binding; ATP hydrolysis activity.
UGUACAUCCGGUUCAGAAAAUCAGCGCGGUGAAUUCGACUGCCGAGCCUUUUGACAGCACUGUGUGUUGUCGACACUGACCAGGGAACCAUAACUUUGAUAGACACAAGUUCUAAUAACUGCUGACGGCUGAAUACUUUAAGUUUUACAAGAAUGGAGGAGGACAAAAUGGAGAUGGCACAUCAUAAACCCAACAUCCAUGUGGAGGUGCUUCUCAAGUCUCACAGCACAGCCAAACUACCUGAGGUGAAGAUGCAUGUUCUUGCUCUGUUGAAUCGACACAGCAUGGUUUUUGGGAACUACAAAUGGUCAGAGUUUGAUGAAGACUUUUUGAGGAGAAAUGUAGAAUCUGUAGCCCUUGUUGAUCUGGAGGAAAUUGUAACACAGCCUCUCGACUUAAAGAGCUGCACUGUGUCAGUCCACAUCUUUACUCUGAAUGAAGAUGUACCCAGCACGCUCAGUUUGGAGGAUGAUGAGGAGCUUUCAGCAGCUAAUCACUGGUUGCUGCCAGCAGCUGAAUUCCACGGGAUUUGGGAAAGUCUGGUGUAUGAGAGCGGAGUAAAAACUCAGCUCCUGGAUUACGUCACAACAACAAUUUACUUCUCAGACAAAAAUGUCGAUAGCAACCUUAUUUCGUGGAACCGUGUUGUGCUGCUUCAUGGACCCCCAGGCACAGGGAAAACAUCGCUGUGCAAAGCUCUUGCCCAGAAGCUGUCAAUCAGACUGGCGAAUCGGUAUUCAUACGGGCAAUUCGUCGAGAUAAACAGCCACAGCUUGUUCUCAAAGUGGUUCUCAGAGAGCGGUAAGCUGGUCACAAAGAUGUUUCAAAAGAUCCAACAGCUGAUUGAUGACAAAGAUGCUCUGGUGUUUGUCCUGAUUGAUGAGGUUGAAAGUCUGACGGCAGCUAGGAAUGCCUGCCAGGCAGGAACAGAGCCCUCUGACGCCAUCCGAGUGGUCAACUCUGUCCUCACACAGCUUGAUCAGAUCAAACGACAUUCCAACGUUGUGAUCCUGACGACCUCCAACGUCACAGAAAAGAUCGACUUGGCGUUUGUGGACAGAGCUGACAUUAAGCAGUACAUUGGACCUCCAUCAGAGAAGGGAAUCUACAAUAUCUACCUCUCCUGCCUGGAGGAGCUCAUGAAGUGUCAGAUCAUCUACCCCCGGCAGCAGCUGUUCACCAUGUUUGAGCUGGAAACGAUGGGAUUUGCAAAGAGUGAGGUGUCUGAACACAGUCUGAACCUGAGAAACAUCGCUCUUAAAAGCAAAGGUUUGAGUGGAAGAGCGCUCAGGAAGUUACCGUUUCUUGCUCAUGCACUUUUUGUAAAGACACCAACGGUGACUCUUGAGGAAUUUUUGGAGGCAAUGUACCGAACAGUGGACAAACAGAAAGAAGAAAAAGCCAACCUGGUCAACGGAGUGUGAACACACAAAGGCCAAAAGGCUGACACAUGAUUGUUCUUCAUUCUCAGUCCCAUACCUUAGUUGUUGUAACUAUUUUGUCUUAUUUUUUACAUAAAGCUUUAUUAACUUGUUUGGCAGCACUAUGUUGGGUAAUUUGGCGUGUGACGUUAUUUUAGCAAUUGCUAACUGUAACAAAAAUCUUCAUUCAGGUUGUCUUGUUGGUGCUUCAUCUUUAAGACCAAAUCCAUGUUUAUCUAAAGUGUUUACUUUAUUUUCACAGUGAUAUAAUAUUUAAAAUCUCAUGUUUCCUAUUGUUCCAGUUAUAAUAUCGAUAUGGAGCUUUCUCUCUGUAAACACGGGCUCAUUCUGUUGACUCUUGAUAUCUUUGCUUUUCAGACAGAGAUGAAGAGUAGUCCACGUGAAUGAUGCAGCUUGUUGGGUUGUGUGUUGUGUUGUCAUUAUGAGCAAAUACCUACUUUCUUACAAAAAAAUUUCUAACUCUCUGCAUUCAUACCAUCUGUACACGGAGCUGAUGUUCAUAUUCAAUAUGAAACUAUAUUUAAAAUGUGAAAUGUCCUUUUAAAAGUGUUUUCUUUCUGUUGUUCUUGAGUUCUGUCCAAAAAGGGAUUACCCGUGUUGAUCAUCUAUUCAGAUAUUAUUUAUGUAUGCUAACAUCAACUCCUUUCUAACUCUGUUUCAUAAUUUUGUGUACAACAUUGUAAUAAAUAACCCUGUUUACA